This is a messenger RNA of Racocetra persica, 730 nucleotides long. NCBI's taxonomy places the organism in Eukaryota, Fungi, Glomeromycota, Glomeromycetes, Diversisporales, Gigasporaceae. The record is from the annotation of a GenBank genome assembly.
AAUAAAUGUUUCUAACAAUAACCAUGAUAACAUAGUGGGUGAAGAAAAUUUGAAUAAUGUUAUGUUGAGUGAAGAAAAUUUGAAUGAUGAUAUGUUGAGUGAAGAAAAUUUAAAUGAUGAUAUGUUGAGUAAAGAAAAUUUGAAUGAUGAUAUGUUGAGUGAAGAAAAUUUAGACGAUGAUAUGUUGAGUGAAGAAAAUUUGAACGAUAUGUUGAGUGAAGAGAAUUUAGACAAUGAUUUAAGUAAAGAAAAUUUGAAUGAUAUGUUAAGUGAAGAGAAUUUGAAUGAUAUGUUGAGUGAAGAAAAUUCUGAUGAUGAUACAUUGAGUGAAAAAAAUUUGGACGAUAAUAUGUUGAGUGAAGAAAAUUCUGAAGAUGAUGUGUCGAGCGAAAGUGAUAGUAUGUUUGGCAAAGAUAGUUCUGAUGGUAAAAUUGUCGAUAAAUCAAUAAAUGCUGAGAAAAUGCUAUCUAUUAACAGAGAAUUUGCACCAUACUUUAAAAAUAUCACCGAGACAUUAAUGUUUUGUUGGAAUGAGAAACAUAAUAUAUUAAAAUAUUAUUCUGAAAACUUUGUAGUUUAUAGAGAAUCUACAAAAAAGAUUGGUUGUAUUUUGUCAAUAGUUCAAAAAGAUGAUUGUCUUAAGAUCAAUAUUCAAUGCAUUCUAACAUUUGAAGAGUUGCCGAUAAGUCUGCAAAGCAAUAGUCAUAGAGAAAGAUCAUUGAGCGGCGAA